This is a messenger RNA of Dipodomys ordii (Ord's kangaroo rat), 2465 nucleotides long. It is a transcript of the gene Kbtbd2, whose product is annotated as kelch repeat and BTB (POZ) domain containing 2. The transcript has 4 exons. Lineage: Eukaryota; Metazoa; Chordata; Mammalia; Rodentia; Heteromyidae. The record is from RefSeq and is a predicted model, not a curated record. The coding region runs from base 496 to 2367 and encodes 623 amino acids. Gene Ontology annotation, molecular function: protein binding.
UAGGCGGAUGCUUGGCUGCAGGCGGGUUGGUAUGCGUCUGUUUCUGCAGCGACUGAUCUCGUAAAGUUGAUAUUCCACCGACCUGCUGACUUCUCGAGUGGGCGCUUCUAUGAUGGUUCCUGCCAGUGCAGAUAAAGAGAAUUGCGAGUGUCCAUUCAGCCUAGAAAAGAAGACCUAUGAACAUAGGAUGCUGCCACCAAAUCUACCUCCUGAAUUUGUCUCACUCACCAAUGAGCAGUGCACUUCCGAAUUGGAGCAGAAUGUCUGGAGACUGUUGAAAAACUCUGAAGAACACAAUUGACACAUGAUGACCUAACAGGGAUUUUUUUUUUUAAGCCUGCCAAGAUACAUAUUAGAGAAUGUGUCAGUGUUGGUUGUGAAUGCUGCAGAUAACUGCAAGCAGACUUUAUCUUUUUCUUUCUGAAGAAUUGGUGUGACUUUCUAGCCAGACAGAGUUUUCCAUUGUGCUCCUGAAGAUAUUAAUGGAAUACAGACAUGGCCACUCCAGACGAGAGGCGGGUCAAUACAGAGUACGCUGUGUCUCUGCUGGAACAGUUGAGACUGUUUUAUGAGCAGCGGUUGUUCACAGACAUAGUGUUGAUUGUCGAGGGCACAGAGUUCCCUUGUCAUAAGAUGGUUCUUGCAACCUGUAGCUCCUACUUCAGGGCCAUGUUCAUGAGUGGACUCAGUGAGAGCAAGCAGACACAUGUGCACCUGAGGAAUGUGGAUGCCGCCACCCUCCAGAUCAUAAUCACUUAUGCCUACACGGGGAACCUGGCGCUCAGUGACAACACGGUGGAGCAGCUGUAUGAGACAGCCUGUUUCCUACAGGUAGAAGAUGUGCUGCACCGUUGUCGAGAGUAUUUAAUUAAAAAAAUAAACGCAGAGAACUGUGUGAGAUUGUUGAGUUUUGCUGACCUCUUUAGUUGUGAGGAACUAAAGCAGAGUGCUAAAAGGAUGGUGGAGCACAAGUUCACGGCUGUGUGUCACCAGGAAGCCUUCAUGCAGCUGUCCCAUGACCUGCUAAUAGACAUUCUUAGCAGUGACAAUUUAAAUGUAGAGAAGGAAGAGACCGUUCGAGAAGCUGCUAUGCUUUGGCUGGAGUACAACACAGAGUCACGGUCCCAAUACCUAUCUUCAGUCCUUAGCCAGAUCCGAAUUGAUGCACUUUCAGAAGUGACCCAGCGAGCCUGGUUUCAAGGCCUACCACCCAAUGAUAAGUCUGUGGUGGUCCAAGGUCUUUAUAAGUCCAUGCCUAAGUUUUUCAAACCACGUCUUGGGAUGACUAAAGAAGAGAUGAUGAUCUUCAUUGAAGCUUCUUCAGAAAACCCUUGUAGUCUUUACUCUUCGGUCUGUUACAGCCCACAGGCAGAAAAAGUUUACAAGCUGUGCAGCCCACCUGCAGAUUUGCAUAAGGUUGGGACUGUGGUCACCCCUGAUAAUGACAUCUAUAUAGCAGGGGGCCAGGUUCCUCUGAAAAACACAAAGAGCAAUCACAGCAAGACAAGUAAACUACAGACUGCCUUUAGAACUGUGAACUGCUUCUACUGGUUUGAUGCACAGCAAAACACCUGGUUCCCAAAGACCCCAAUGCUUACUGUCCGUGUGAAGCCGUCUUUGGUUUGCUGUGAAGGCUACAUCUAUGCGAUUGGGGGUGACAGUGUGGGGGGAGAACUUAAUCGGAGGACCGUAGAAAGAUAUGACACUGAAAAAGACGAGUGGACGAUGGUAAGCCCUCUACCUUGUGCAUGGCAGUGGAGUGCAGCAGUGGUGGUCCAUGACUGCAUUUAUGUGAUGACAUUGAACCUCAUGUACUGCUACUUCCCCAGGUCUGACUCCUGGGUGGAGAUGGCCAUGAGGCAGACAAGCAGAUCCUUUGCCUCAGCUGCAGCUUUUGGUGAUAAGAUUUUCUACAUUGGAGGGUUGCACAUUGCUACAAAUUCUGGUCUAAGACUCCCCUCUGGCACUGUAGAUGGAUCUUCAGUGACUGUAGAGAUUUAUGAUGUGAACAAAAACGAAUGGAAAAUGGCAGCCAACAUCCCUGCCAAGAGGUACUCGGACCCCUGUGUUCGAGCUGUUGUGAUCUCAAAUUCUCUCUGUGUGUUCAUGCGAGAAACCCACUUAAAUGAGCGAGCUAAAUAUGUCACCUACCAGUACGACCUGGAACUUGACCGCUGGUCUCUGCGCCAGCAUAUAUCAGAGCGCGUGCUUUGGGACUUAGGCAGAGAUUUUCGAUGCACUGUGGGAAAACUUUAUCCAUCCUGCCUUGAAGAAUCACCAUGGAAACCACCAACUUACCUUUUCUCGCCAGAUGGGACAGAGGAGUUUGAGCUGGACGGAGAGAUGGUUGCACUCCCUCCUGUAUAGUCAAGUUGGAGUAGUGCUGCUUGGUUCCGUUCCUUCACUAAGUGACAGGCUAGGAGAGGACCACAUGGGGAGUACAAAAAAUUCUAUCUUUGAUAAAU